AUGGAGAAUUGCUCAGAAGUGAAGGAGUUCAUCCUUGUGGGAUUAACAGAUGCCCCUGAGCUUCAGGUCCCCCUCUUCAUAAUAUUCAUCAUCAUCUAUCUCAUCACCUUGGUGGGGAACCUGGGAUUAGUAAUUCUGAUAUUGGGGGACUCCAGUCUUCACACACCCAUGUACUUUUUCCUCAGUAACCUCUCUCUGGUAGAUUUGGGUUACUCUUCAACCAUUACUCCUAAAGUGAUGGCUGGAUUCCUCCCAGGGGACAAAAUCAUUUCCUAUAAUGGAUGUGCUGCACAAAUAUUUUUCUUUGCCUACUUUGCAACAACUGAAAGCUAUCUCUUGGCUGCUAUGGCCUACGAUCGCCAGGUUGCAGUGUGUAAGCCCCUCCAUUAUACUACCACCAUGACAUACAGUGUAUGUGCUUGGUUGAUUAGUAGUUGCCAUAUCUGUGGUUUUCUUUUUGCCUGCAUUCACACAGGAAACACCUUCAGCCUCUACUUUUGCAAUUCCAACUUGAUUCAUCACUUUUUCUGUGAUGUUCCACCCCUCUUGGUUCUCUCCUACUCUGUCUCCUACAUUAAUGAACUAAUUGUUUUCUUUGCAGUAGGUUUCAGUGUAUUCUUUGGGCUUUUUUUCAUUCUUAAAUCCUACUUUUUAAUUUUUAUUUCCAUUAUGAGGAUGCGUUCAGCUGAGGGCCACCAGAAAGCAUUCUCUACUUGUGCUUCCCAUCUCACAGCUGUGUCCAUAUUCUAUGGAACAAUAAUCUUCAUGUACUUACAACCCAGCUCCAGGCAUUCCAUGGACACAGAUAAAAUGGCGUCAGUGUUCUACACCAUAGUAAUUCCCAUGUUGAAUCCUCUGGUCUAUAGUCUGAGGAAUAAGGAAGUCACUAGUGCUUUUAGGAAAAUCAUAGAAAAGACAAAGUCUUAA
Molecule: messenger RNA, 927 nt
Organism: Sarcophilus harrisii (Tasmanian devil)
Lineage: Eukaryota; Metazoa; Chordata; Mammalia; Dasyuromorphia; Dasyuridae
Product: olfactory receptor 5B12-like
Exons: 1
Coding region: 1-927 (308 amino acids)
Biological process (GO): G protein-coupled receptor signaling pathway; sensory perception of smell
Cellular component (GO): membrane
Molecular function (GO): G protein-coupled receptor activity; olfactory receptor activity; odorant binding
Source: RefSeq, a predicted model, not a curated record